Rattus rattus (black rat) is the source of this 1481-nucleotide messenger RNA. RefSeq names its product peroxiredoxin like 2A (gene Prxl2a). The transcript has 6 exons. Lineage: Eukaryota; Metazoa; Chordata; Mammalia; Rodentia; Muridae. The coding region runs from base 134 to 823 and encodes 229 amino acids. The record is from RefSeq and is a predicted model, not a curated record.
UGCGCAGGCGCGGGGAAUCUUAGUCCCACGAGCCUUCAAAGCUGCGCUACAACGGAGGAGCCUCCUGCGUCCGCUGGCGUAGCUCAGGGGACCAGUGAAGUCCACGGAGGCGGGGUCCUUGGGGGGCGCAGACAUGUCUUUUCUCGAGGACUCAAGUUUCUUUUCCAUGGGUAUGUGGUCCAUCGGUGUGGGAGCUUUUGGGGCUGCUGCACUGGCACUGCUCCUGGCCAACACAGACAUGUUUCUCUCUAAGCCCCAAAAGGCGGCACUGGAAUAUUUGGAAGACAUAGAUCUGAAAACAUUGGAGAAAGAACCAAGGACAUUCAAAGCGAAGGAGCUAUGGGAAAAGAAUGGGGCUGUGAUUAUGGCUGUGCGAAGGCCAGGCUGCUUCCUCUGUCGAGCGGAAGCAGCAGAUCUGAUGUCCUUGAAGCCCAAGCUGGAUGAGCUAGGUGUCCCUCUCUACGCAGUGGUGAAGGAGAAGGUUAAGAGGGAAGUAGAGGAUUUCCAGCCUUACUUCAAAGGGGAAAUCUUCCUGGAUGAAAAGAAAAAGUUCUAUGGUCCAGAGAAGCGGAAGAUGAUGCUUAUGGGCCUCGUGCGUUUGGGUGUGUGGUAUAACUCCUUCCGGGCCUGGAAGGGAGGCUUCUCUGGAAACUUUGAAGGCGAAGGCUUCAUCCUCGGAGGGGUUUUUGUGAUAGGAUCUGGAAAGCAGGGCGUUCUUCUUGAGCACCGAGAAAAAGAGUUUGGAGACAAAGUGAACCUGCUCUCUGUUCUGGAAGCUGUAAAGAAGAUCAAGGCACAGACCCCAGCCUCCAGGCAAAGCUGAUCACCUGCUGGUUGGGGGAGAACGGGGGCCUGUGCGGUGUUCACCAGAUGAGCUGUGCUUUCACUGUGACCCCAAGAGCUAGGAGGCCAUUGCACCAUAUUUACUGGGAAUUGGUGAUGUAUUUUAAAAUUGUCUGUUUAGAUCCCAGAAUAUUUAACAUUCCGUUUAGACCCAAUAGGGCAAAUAGGUCCCAGACAGAACAGAGUAAAAUCUAACAAAUCAGUGAGAGUUAUUUGAGGAAAGAUCUAGAAAAUUUAAGGCCUAAAGUUGACUGUUAAGCCUCCCGUCACAGGAAUAUGUCCUAGUGCUGGGAUGUGAAGUAGAUUUUGUUUUCAUGCCUAAUUAAAAAGAAAACAUCUGAAAUCUGAGAGAAGUGGGACUAAGAAACAACUCAGUGGUAGAGCAUUUACCUAAUGUGCACAUGGCCCUGGGUAGGAUACACAGACAGACAGACAUACACACACCUAAGAGAAGCUGAUGGUUGACUUGAUAAUUAGAGAAUAUCAUAAAGCAAUUGUGCUGUGUUCUUGGACGGUUUGACAAAGGUAAAUUACAAGGGGAGGCUUCUCAUGGCCCUCCCUCAGGACACAGAUGUGUUUCAGUGGAAAAAGCUGUCACCUCUGGCUCUAAUAAAAAUGCAUCAGGAAUCACCUCUGAA